This is a messenger RNA of Insectozyma verbasci, 1278 nucleotides long. NCBI's taxonomy places the organism in Eukaryota, Fungi, Ascomycota, Pichiomycetes, Serinales, Debaryomycetaceae. The record is from the annotation of a GenBank genome assembly.
AUGUCAACUUCUACCAUAGUGGGAGCAUUAGCAUGUCAAAAAAACUCAUUUUUGAAGAGUUUUACAACAAGGGUUAUAGCAAGUUCUGAAAUUGUGCCACCUCCAACUUCCAAGGAUAAACAAACUCAAAACAAUGAAAGACGUAAAGAAUUUGCAGUCGAAUUAGAAGACACAAUUUUGUUUCCAGAAGGUGGUGGACAACCAUUUGAUCAAGGUACGAUUAUAUUACCAGAUAAUAAAACUAUACAAGUUAAAUCGGUAUUACGUGAAAACCUUCGAGCCAUACAUUUGGUCGAUGAACUAAUUGGGCCAGGGACAAAAGUAGAUUUAAAAUUAAAUUGGAGUAGAAGAAUAGAUAUCAUGCAACAGCAUACUGGUCAACAUUUAUUAAGUGCUGUUUUUGAUACGUAUGAUUUAGAAACUUUAAGUUGGUCAAUGGGUGAAUCAGAAUUGAAUUAUAUUGAAUUACCUAAAAAAAUAGAUGACACUAUUAUUUCACAAGUUCAAGACAAAGUAGAUGAAUUAAUUAUUGAAAACUUACCAAUCAAAGUUGUUACUCCUGAGGAUCAUGGUGAGGAAAUAGAUACUAGUCAUAUUCCAGAUGAUUAUGACACUUCAAAAGGAAUUAUUCGAAUUGUGAAAAUUGGUGAUUUAGAUGCUAAUCCAUGUUGUGGGACUCAUUUACAAACAACUGGACAAAUUCAAUCUAUUGUGUUGUUACAUCAAUCUCCUAUUCGUGGAGGGCAUUCUAGAUUAUAUUUCACUUGUGGUUCAAGAGUUUCAAAGUAUUUGAAAAAGCAAAAUGAUUUUUUGAAAAAUGCAGGUGCUCAACUAUCAUGUGCUAUUGAAGAUGUAUGUGAUAAAAUUGAAUUGUUAAAUGCAAAUUAUAAGAAAUCAAUAAGUACAAAUAAUAAUUUAUUAAAGGAAUUGGCAAAUAUCGAAGCAAAGAAAUUAGUUGAAACAUUCAAGAGUAAGGAUGCUGCUUAUGUUUAUAGAGACGAUGCUUCUGAUUACUUGUCAAUUGUCCAAAAAGAAUUAAGUACAUUAAUUAAUUCAAAUAAAGAAGAUAUUGACCUAAAAUCAAAACAUACAUUGAUAUUAUUAAAUAACUCAAUGAUUAAAGUACUUGGUCCAAAAUCUGAAGAAAUUCAAAAAGAAAUGAAACAAAGAAUAACCAAUCUUAAAGGUGGAGGUAAAGGAACUUCAUUUCAAGGUAAAAUAUUAAAAUUUGAAAAAGGCGAAUUAAAGAAUGUCCUUUUAUAUUUAGACUCCUUAUAG